GCGCUCGGCCCGCCCCUGGCUGACACCGCGUGCGCGGGCACCCUGGCGGGGGCACCAUGGCCACCUACCCCGACACCCCCGCGGCGUUGCCCCCGCACCUCCAGGCCGGGGCGAUGCGGCGCCGUUUCUGGGGCGUCUUCAACUGCCUGUGUGCCGGCGUGUUCGGGGCCCUGGCCGCCGCCUCCGCCAAGCUGGCCUUCGGCAGCAAGGCGCACGUGAUCACCUGUGCCUCGGGCAUCUUGGUGACGGCGACCGCCAACUCUCUGAUGUGGACCUUCUUCAGCCGCGGCCUCAGUUUCUCCGUGUCCUCCGCCACUGCGUCUGUCACCGUGACUUUUUCGAACAUCCUCAGCUCGGCCGCCCUGGGCUUUGUGUUGUACGGAGAGAGCCAGGAGGCGCUGUGGUGGGGCGGCGUGCUCCUCCUCCUCUGCGGACUCAUCCUCGUCCACAGGAAGGACCUUCCGCGCAAGCAGCAGUAGAGGCAUUGGCCGGUGGCCAGCUGGAGAGACAGCGAUGGCGGCUCAGGCUCCCUGGCGUGUGGUGGCUGCUUCCCAGGGCGAUCGGGGUGCAGCCUCGGACCGUCAGCCAGAGGGAGCUGCCGCCGAGGGCAGCAGGCCUGUGACCCAGCAUCUGGCUGCCUGGUGCUCCGAUCCUCGUCUCCCGGCCCACCCGGGGGCCCAGCGGGAGCUGGACUGGAACCAGCUGUCACCGUAGCCUGGUGGCCCACGUCAACGUGACACGCUGGGGACUGGUGGGACUUGGACAACUUGGUGUCGAUGCGUCGGGCUGGCGGUGCCAUAUCACAGGGGGAGGAAGACUGGAUUAAUGCUUUCUUGUACGUUAAAGCUCCCAGGUGUGGAAUCCUAAUUCCUUCCCACACUCAUUUUUCUUCCCCGAGUAUCUGGAGUCGGAGGGAGCAGCCAGGACGAGCUGCAGCGCCUGGAGUGGUUCUAGCCCUCACCUCGCCCGGCCUGGCCCGGCUGCGGGCACAGCUCCUUCUGACGUCCCUGGCCGCGCCCUCUGGUCAGGGAGGACCUCAGAGACAAGCUUGAGCUCGCUUUGGGGACCCAGUGUUAUUUUACUGGUUAGGGUACAAAACUGGCCCAGAGGCUCUCACCCCCACUUCACUUUGGGCCCCUCUGCCUUUGGUCCCGUUUCCCAGGCUCCUGUGACUUGGGUAUCUCACGCUGUGACUGUGACUCUCGUUGCUGCCCACACGCCCGUGUGUGGCCGAAGUGACCCUCACCUGCUCCAGUUCCUGGGGCUCCCUGGGGUCUGAGCCCUCGGCUCCCCUGAAGCGGACCACUGGCCCAGGUUCCUCCCGCUUUCCCGCGGGACCAGAAGGCUGGGGGGAGGGGGCCAUGUCCAGGCGGUCCCCCCUCCGUGCCCGCAGCGCCUUCACUGCCCUCCAGUUCUCACUGCCGACAGGGCCUUUCUCUCUGUCCACGGCUCCUGCUUCCUGGGACCUGGCCCUCGCCGCCUCUCCCCGGCUCCUCUCCUGCCGCCUCCUUAAUGCCCAGGUUGAGCCAGGCACUCCUGUGUUGAGAAGUCAGGGAGACGGGUGAGCAGACAGCGGUGAGGUAGGAUAACCAGGCAAGUGUGGUGUCCCCAGGCAUCACUCCAGAAAAGCAACGACCGCCCAGGCUGUUGCUGAGGGUUGAGGGAGGGGAGGACGGAGAGAGGCUGCCAUUGGACUGGGGCAGGAGAGCGAUGGCAGGGGCGGCUUGGAGGAGGGUGGGCCACAGCCUGAGCAGAUCAGGUUCUGAGGGAAUGGAGGUCCUCCACUGAUGCCG
This is a messenger RNA of Pipistrellus kuhlii (Kuhl's pipistrelle), 1793 nucleotides long. RefSeq names its product transmembrane protein 42 (gene TMEM42). The record is from RefSeq and is a predicted model, not a curated record. NCBI's taxonomy places the organism in Eukaryota, Metazoa, Chordata, Mammalia, Chiroptera, Vespertilionidae. The transcript has 3 exons. The coding region runs from base 57 to 479 and encodes 140 amino acids.